AUGCUGGAAGGUUGUAAUAAAACGUUGACCCGAAGAGCCAUCCUCUCGUUUGUGGCUUCCGUUUAUGAUCCUCUCGGCCUCAUUUCUCCCGUGCUACUUCCGGCAAAGUUACUCUUACAGGGUUUCGUAAAAAGGAAGCUGGAUUGGGAUGAGCCUCUUCCCGCAGAGGAUCAGCAAGCUUGGGGCAAAUGGUUAUCAAAAGCCAAUGGUCUAAACAGUUUGUACGUCGAAAGUUGUAUUAAUCCAUUCGGAUGCGGUAUAUCUUCUGUGCAGUUGCAUUGCUUUUCAGAUGCGUCUGAGGCUGGUUACGGUGCUGCUCAAUAUUUGCCUUGCGAGGUUGAUGAGGGCAACGCUAGUAGUUUCCUUAUUAUUAGUAACUCACGUGUGAGUCUCAUUAGAACGGUGUAG
This is a messenger RNA of Dicrocoelium dendriticum, 408 nucleotides long. Lineage: Eukaryota; Metazoa; Platyhelminthes; Trematoda; Plagiorchiida; Dicrocoeliidae. The record is from the annotation of a GenBank genome assembly.